CGGCUCUACUGUGCAGAAGAAUCUGCUCCUCGGUCCAGCGGUGUCCUGCUUUCACCGGCUGUCUUCUCUCCCCGGCGCUGGAAUCUUCAUUGUGGGCGCCCAGCUGUGACAGCUUGUGGCUUCACAGCCGGGUGCCCACUGCGCAUGUGCAAGAAGCGUUGUACUUUGUCAGCUGUUUCUGGUCAUCUCCUGUACUGUGUCCGCAGUCUCUGGUCAUCUCCUGUACUGUGUCCGCAGUCUCUGGUCAUCUCCUGUACUGUGUCCGCAGUCUCUGGUCAUCCCUGUACUAUGUCCGCAGUCUCUGGUCAUCCCUGUACUAUGUCCGCAGUCUCUGGUCAUCUCCUGUACUGUGUCCGCAGUCUCUGGCCAUCUCCUGUACUGUGUCCGCAGUCUCUGGUCAUCUCCUGUACUGUGUCCGCAGUCUCUGGUCAUCUCCUGUACUAUGUCUGCAGUCUCUGGUCAUCUCCUGUACUGUGUCCGCAGUCUCUGGUCAUCUCCUGUACUGUGUCCGCAGUCUCUAGUCAUCUCCUGUACUAUGUCCGCAGUCUCUGGUCAUCUUCUGUACUGUGUCCGCAGUCUCUGGUUAUCUCCUGUAGUAUGUCCGCAGUCUCUGGUCAUCUCCUGUACUAUGUCUGCAGUCUCUGGUCAUCU
Molecule: messenger RNA, 651 nt
Organism: Staurois parvus
Lineage: Eukaryota; Metazoa; Chordata; Amphibia; Anura; Ranidae
Source: the annotation of a GenBank genome assembly